AUGUGGGGCUUCCAAGUUCAAAUAUCCAAAAGCACUAUUGAAAUGGUCACAGAUGGGAAGGUCAAAAAGGAAAAUGAAAAGGAACCAGGAAAGCUGAAAGUGGGAUCUGACUGCUCUUUGCACAUUAAUAAUCUUACCACUGCUGAUACUGGACAGUACUUCUGUCGACUGUAUCGCAAUAAUAAAGACUAUAAAGAUGCUCCUCAUAUUUCCUUAUCUCUUCUCAGCAGUGUCAGUGGAGAUGAAUAUACUGUGUACUCCAGUGUGGGAGAUACUGCCAGUUUACCAUGCAGCCGUAGUGGUUCUUUUGAAUGUUCCUCACCUAUGUGGAGCUACCACAAUCAAACAUCCGGAACCAAUAUCAAACUGGUCAUUGAAGGGAAGUUCAAAAAGGAAAAUGAAAAGGAACCAAGAAAGCUGAAAGUGGGAUCUGACUGCUCUUUGCACAUUAAUAAUCUUACCACUGCUGAUACCGGACAGUACUUCUGUCGACUGUAUCGCGAAGGAAGUGGUCAUACAGAUGCUACCCGUAUUUUCCUAUCUCUUCUCAACAUCUCUUCAUCCCCUCCAGUGACAGAGCUGAAGAUUGGUAGUACAGUUACUCUUCACUGUCAACUUCAUAGUCAUAGUCAUAGGCCUUGUAGAGAUAGCAUGAGAGUGACCUGGGUUAGUGAGACAGGAAACCCACUGCAAGGAGCCAGGUACAAGGUGUCAGAGACCCAGUGUUCCUCCAGUCUGACUCUGACACUUGAGCGCUCCGACCGCAACAUGAAGUGGAGAUGUCAGCUAACUGAGGGGGAGGAACAGAAGGCCUCACUCAGUUACACCACCAGCUUCCCUGAUGAAAAUAUGAUAGGGGUUUGGAUUGGCUCUGGAGUGGCUAUAUGCAUAGCUGUUGUCUUCCUUGUGAUAUUGGCUGUGAAAUACAAGAGAAGAAAAGUUGAAAGGGAGACUGCAUUUACUCAAGAUACACGGAGUGACACAGUUACCAACCAGAACAAAGGGCAGAGUGAGGAUACUGUUACCUAUGCUGUGGUCAAUCCCUCUGCUGCUGGAAAGAGAAAACCAGGCAGAAAAACCGCAGAGUCGGAAACUGAAUACGCCACCAUUAAUACCUCACGCUGAACUCGUGAAAAGGCAUAGGGGCGUGCCUCUCUAGGUUGCCUGUUGGGGACAGGAGGCUCGUUACACAAUAGUUUCGGAUGAAAAGUGGAAUGAAAUAGGAAAGUGUGCUCAUAGGUGGAAAGUGGUUUUAGAGCUUCUAAGCACAGUUCAAAAUCAUCAGUUCGGCUUCACCCCCCAUUGUGCUGUGUGCUGUACCCUAACGAAUGCACUCCAUCUGUAAAGUAUUUGCAAAGCGUUUGGCUCGAUAUGUCCAUAAUUUAAGUUGGGGCUGCUGAUGACUGGAGACAGUUCUUCACAAAAGAAACUCCAGAAAAUAUAUACUGUAUGUACUGUAAAUACAAUCAUUACCUAUUGUACAAGAUGGAACAUUUUGUUUUAGAUUUUAAU
Messenger RNA from Conger conger (European conger), 1512 nucleotides. RefSeq lists its product as uncharacterized. The record is from RefSeq and is a predicted model, not a curated record. Lineage: Eukaryota; Metazoa; Chordata; Actinopteri; Anguilliformes; Congridae. Gene Ontology annotation, molecular function: protein tyrosine kinase binding; MHC class II protein binding. Bases 1 to 1125 code for a protein of 374 amino acids. The transcript is spliced from 6 exons. Gene Ontology annotation, cellular component: external side of plasma membrane; membrane raft. Gene Ontology annotation, biological process: interleukin-15-mediated signaling pathway; T cell activation; positive regulation of ERK1 and ERK2 cascade.